Molecule: messenger RNA, 4197 nt
Organism: Cutaneotrichosporon cavernicola
Lineage: Eukaryota; Fungi; Basidiomycota; Tremellomycetes; Trichosporonales; Trichosporonaceae
Gene: CFT1
Exons: 12
Coding region: 1-4197 (1398 amino acids)
Cellular component (GO): nucleus; mRNA cleavage and polyadenylation specificity factor complex
Molecular function (GO): protein binding; nucleic acid binding
Source: RefSeq, a predicted model, not a curated record
AUGCAUGCCCUCUACUCCUCUCUCCUCCCCCCAUCGGCCAUCCAUCACUCCCUCUUCCUUCCUCACUUCACCCCAUCAACCAUCUACCCACUCCCCAAACCUCAUGUCGCCCUCGAGAUCCCAGAGAUCAAAGUCCGAGGCAACCUGAUCGUCGCAGGAGGGCAGGGUCUUCGCGUCUUCGAAAUCCGCGAGGAGACGGCGGCAGUCCCCGACCAGGGUGCUACCGAGGACAGGCAAGAUGGAGAUGUGGACGUAGGGGACAGCUUCUUUGAUUCGGCGCCAGCAGAUCGUGCGCCGGUGCGCUUCGAGGCAACCCUACGAUUACAUCUCCUUACGCGCCACACGUUGCACGGCGUGGUCACCGGCCUCGCGCCGCUGCGUACAAUCGAAAGUGGAGUGGACGGACUGGACCGUCUGCUGGUGUCGUUCAAGGACGCCAAGAUGGCCAUCCUCGAGUGGUCGCGGGGGGACAUUGCGACCGUCUCGCUGCACACAUACGAGCGAUGCCAGCAGAUGGUCAACGGCGACUUGCAGGGCUACGUCCCAAUGCUGCGCAGCGACCCACUCUCGCGCCUCGCCAUCCUCACGAUGCCAGAAGACUCGCUCGCCAUCCUCCCCAUCCUCCAAGAACAAUCCGAAUUGGAUCCGCUGCAGGACAACCUUAUUCAUGACGUACCAUACUCUCCAUCCUUCGUGCUCCCGCUCGCAGACAUCUCACCGACGAUCAAGAACUUGCAGGACCUCCUCUUCCUACCAGGAUUCCAUUCGCCCACCGUCGCUCUGCUCUUCGAGCCCACGCACACUUGGGCAGGCAAGUUCCGCACCAGCAAGGACACCUUCCGACUCGAGAUCCGCACCAUCGACCUGAGCGCUGGCGGUUCCUAUCCACUCUUGACGAGCGUGACGGGCCUCCCCGCCGACUCCCAGUACCUCGUUCCCUGCCCGACAGAGGUGGGCGGCAUUGCGAUCGUGACGGGCAACGGCAUCGUGCAUGUCGACCAGGGUGGACGCAUCGUAUCAGCCGCUGUCAACGCAUGGUGGGGUCUCUCCACAUCACUGGGAACCAACCGUGACUCGGAGGGGCGCAAGCUGAAGCUCGAAGGCUCGCAUGCCGAGUUUGUCGGCCCCAACGACAUGCUCCUUGUGCUCGCGAACGGACAGACGCACCAAGUCCGCUUCGAGAUGGACGGCCGCGCGGUCGGCGCCAUCAAGGUCGACGAGGCUACCAGCAAUGUGCCUCCCCCGUCCACAAUGGUUAUGGCUGGCGCACAGGGAUUGUUUAUCGGCUCCGCAGAGGGCGACUCGCUCCUUGCCAAGGUCGAGCUGGUGCGCGAGGUCAUCGAGGCGGACGCAAAGGAGGAAAAGAAGGGAGAGGAGAUGGAGGUGGACUGGGACGAGGACCUUUACGGUGAAAGUGCGCCGACGGCAAACGGGACGGCGAAUGGCACAGCGAGAGCAGUGCUGACGGGGCCCGCCAACGUCAACUUGAUAGAGCAGGACAGGUUGAGUGGCAUUGGGCGCAUCUCGGCCAUCGAGUUUGGUAUCGCCGUCACGGACCAAGGCACAAGGACAUAUCCUCAGCUUGUGGCUCUUGGUGGUGGGAGCGCUGGAUCGACCGUCAACGUUUUCAGGCGAGGCAUCCCCAUCACCAAGAAGCGUCGCUUCGACCAGCUCGCCAACGCCAACGCGACCUGGUUCUUGCCUAUCCAACGACCGACCGCCCAGAAGUUCAAGGACAUACCAGACAACGAGCUGUCGACAAUCUUAGUGGCGACUGACACAGUACAGACACGAAUCUACGCCUUAUCAACAAAGGCCACGCAGGAGCAGAUCAAGCGGCUGGAGGAGCCGGCGAUCAAUGUCGGCACGUUCUUCCAACGCUCGAGCAUCCUGCACGUAUCGGCAACGCAGGUGGUGUUGCUGGACCAAGACGGCGAGGAGCAGCAGGUUGUCUGCCCAGCCUCUGAUCUCGCGCCGAUCGUGAGCGCAUCGAUAUCUGACCCGUAUGUCAUUGUCAGGCGAUCCGACGGUUCAGUAACGCUCUUCGUGGGAGACUCAGUCGGGCGCACCAUCUCAAAGGCGAGCCUUUCCAAGCCGCUGCCCGAGUGUCAGGCCGCAGACGUGUUUACAGACACGAGCGGUGUGUUCAGGACGUUCGAGGCGACGGAACGCAAGGAGGAACUGCAUGCUGCGCCGUCGGGCUUCAGCCAGCGCAACGCGCAGCGCGGGCGAACGCAGCUCACAGGCGAGCAGCUCAAGAGACUGCAGGAAUCGAAACCUGCCAUUGCUGUCGAAGCCGAGACGACCGAAUCGGCGUUCAACGCUGCCCGCGGGACGCAAUGGCUUGUCUUGCUUACGACAGCCGGCGCGCUCCAGAUCCGCAGGCUGCCAGACUUCACCCUCGUCCUUGAAUCGAACGGCCUUUCCAACUCGGAGCCGUCGUUCACGGACGACAUUGGCGGCGAGACAGAUGCGGCAGACACGGAGGACGGAGUACGGCAGAUGAUCAUGUGCCCCAUCGGCAAGCGCACGGUUCGGCCGCACCUGCUGGUGUUGCACGACUCGGGCCGUUUCAACAUCUACGAGGCGCAGUCGCGGUUCACGCUCGACGCGCGCGACCAGUCGCGCCGGUCGCUGGCCGUCCGCUUCCGCAAGGUGUAUACGCAGCUGCUGGCGCAGACCGCCAUCUCGAACUUGGGAUACAACAUUGUGCCGUUUGCCGACCUUGAGGGACUCACGGGCGCGUUCAUCACGGGUGAGCGCCCGCACUGGAUCCUCGCGUCGGACGCACAUCCCGUGCACGCGUACGGAUUGAAACAGGCUGCUUACGCGUUCGGCCGCACGACGCACCACGGUGGUACCGGCGAGUACUUCUUGCGCAUAGAAGACGGGAGCUUCAUCUGCUAUCUGCCUCCAACGCUCAAUACGGACUUUGCAAUGCCGUGCGACCGUUACGCCAUGGAACGGACGUAUACGGCCAUUGCGUUUGACCCGCCUUCGGGACACUAUGUCGGCGCGUCCAACAUCUCAGUGCCCUUCCAGGCGUACGACGAGGAGGGUGAGAUCCAGGAGGGACCAGAGGGCGAGAACCUCGUGCCUCCACUGAACGAACGAGCGACGCUUGAGCUCUUUAGUGCUGGCAGUGAUCCCUGGCGUGUGCUUGACGGCUACGACUUUGAUCAGAACGAGGCGAUCCUCGCCGUCCAGAGCGUCAACCUCGAGAGUGCGGCGAGUCCGACUGGUUUCCGCGACUUUAUCGCGGUCGGGACAGGCAAGAACUUUGGCGAGGACCGUGCCUCCCAUGGCGCAGUAUACAUCUUCGAGGUGGACGAGUUGGUUGGCGUGGCGCCGGGCAAGCCAGGCUUCCGCCUCCGCUUCUGCACCAAGGACCCGACGCGCAACCCCGUCAGCGCGCUGGCCAACCUGGGCCCAUACCUGAUCCACUCGAACGGACCAAAGAUCCUCGCAAAGGGCCUCGACUACGACGACCGUCUGAUGGGCCUCGCGUUCCUCGACGUGUCGAUGUACGUGACCUCACUGACGGUGUUCAAGAACCUUAUCUUGGUGGGCGACUUUGUCAAGUCGCUCGUCUUUGCCACUCUCCAGGAGAAUCCGUACAAAUUUACGACGGUCGCGCGCGACUUAACUGACCGCUCGCUCGUCAGCGCCGACCUUUUAGUUAUGGAGGGCUCGUCGGCGUUUGUCACGAGCGAUCGGGCUGGCGACCUGCGCCUGCUGACAUUUGACCCCGCAGACCCGGACAGUUUGAAUGGCGAGAAGCUCAUUCUCAAGACGGAAUUCCAUUGCGCAACGCCACUGACAGCGUCCAAGACUAUUGCUCGUCGCAGGGGACCAGAGGAGGACGUCGCGCAGCAGACGCAGCUGAUCUACGCCACCGCCGACGGCGCACUCACCACCCUGGUAACGGUCAAGGCUGCGCGUGCCAAGCGCCUCCAGUUCGUGCAGGACCAGCUGGUACGCAAUGCUCCCCACGUCGCCGGCUUGAACCCGCGCGCGUUCCGCAGCGUGCGUAACGACUUGGUGCCCCGACCCUUGACCAAGGGUAUCCUGGACGGCGCGCUGCUUGAGCACUUUGCGCUGCAGCCCAUCAAGCGUCAGAAUGAGAUGAUGCGCCAGAUCGGCACGGAUGUAGUCACAGUCGCUAGCGAUUUGUACGCGUUGAGCGGGUUCUGGUAG